AGAAAGUGACAAGGUUAGUGUAAGAUUUAUUAUCAGCUUAUUAGAAGAUUCUUCCUAGUCGAAAGUUUUUGAUCCAAUUAAAGAGACAAAGGUCAAUCCUUGGAAAUCUAUGGGAGGGAAAGUUGACAAGAAACGAUUGGCACCCAGACUAGUUAGUUUCAUCACAUCAUGGAGAAGGGUGACGUUAAUCGAGAUGUUUCUGUGGAAAAAGCAGAUUUGCACGUGCCUCCUCUUCCAGAGCUAGCCGAUGUCAUUAAAAAGAGUUUGUCAGAAAACUACAAAGAGUAUUCAUGUGAAGUUGUCGACUGUCCAGAUUUGUCAGAGGAGCCCUUUAGACUUGCGGCGCCUGGAAUAUGCGGCAAUACGAAGCUGGUUGAGAUUGGCGGUGUUCCGUACUUGGUUCCAUUGAAUCAAUACAAGGAAAAGGUUUAUGACUUUGAGGCUUUAAAAAAUGCGGCCGAUCUAUCCGGGGCAUUUAUUCUCGGCGCGGGUGCUGGAUCCAAGCAUGUUAUUGGCGUAAACUGUGAAAUGAUGCCGAAUUUAGUAACAUCGGGUGGUUCACUUCCUGCUCGCAACCUAACUCGAAUUGCAAAAGUGGAUCAAACAAACCAAGAAGCUAUCUUAGAACAUUAUGGUGAAAAAUACAACUGCACUGAAUUCUGUCUUUUAUGCAAUACCUUCUGCUCUGCUGGGCAACGGGGAAAAGUCAUUAAAAUCACCGCUAAAUGUCGUACAGGAAAGGAUAACUUGGUAUCAUGUAUGAGAAAGGGCAUGGAUAGCCACUAUGGUAAAGAGAAACCAGUGGGUAUGGGAGGAGCAUUCCUGACCAAAAAGGGAAAACUGAAGAUUCAUGUGAUGCCAGACUUUAGCAAAACUCCUUUAAAGAGUGAUGCAGAUAUUGAGAAUUGGCUGAAUUUCUACCACGCGAGGUCUCCUUUUGUAUGUUUGUCAACUUUUAUAUCUUGCGAUCCUGGACUCGACUUAAGGAUAGAACACACACAUGGAUACAGUGUGGAAAAUGACGAAGGGGGACAUUACCAUACAGAUGUAACACCUGAGGAAGUCGAAUAUGAAGGUUACUUCUGUCCAGCAGAAAAGGUUUACAGAGUUGACAAACCUGAGACGACCCAUAUGAUUGGAAGAGAUUGAUAACAUGCUUACAUGUUACAAAAAUAAGUCUU
This is a messenger RNA of Styela clava, 1181 nucleotides long. RefSeq names its product ester hydrolase C11orf54 homolog. NCBI's taxonomy places the organism in Eukaryota, Metazoa, Chordata, Ascidiacea, Stolidobranchia, Styelidae. The record is from RefSeq and is a predicted model, not a curated record. Gene Ontology annotation, cellular component: nucleus. Gene Ontology annotation, molecular function: hydrolase activity, acting on ester bonds; zinc ion binding.